Messenger RNA from Ilex paraguariensis (yerba mate), 336 nucleotides. NCBI's taxonomy places the organism in Eukaryota, Viridiplantae, Streptophyta, Magnoliopsida, Aquifoliales, Aquifoliaceae. The record is from the annotation of a GenBank genome assembly.
AUGGAGUAUCCCGGAUCGAAGAAGCAAGCCAAAGUAAGAAAGCGAAUAAAGCGGAGAGCAGAGCUCCGACUUGAGAGUCAACCAACUCAGCCUUCGUCACCUAGAGCCCUCAGCCUAUGCUUCCUGAGUCAGCCUUCCUCUCCCGUUGAGACAGGUGAUUCGUUGAUCGAGACUAUUCCACUGACGAGCCAUGAGCUAAAGCAAAGGAUACUUGAUCCAGGGAUGAGAACAGAACCCAAGGAAGGAUGGCAAGACGAGACGAGUCAGGAAGCAGCGACUAGAAGCAAACAAAGAAAGAAUCAAGCUAGGGAACACUCCAGAUUUAGGCCUCCUUAA